AUGUCUACACAUACGCAUGCAUACCCCGUCAAGCUGAGCCACAAGACGGCCCGACGCGAAACAAACCAAGAAGACAGGAGGCUGAGCAAUAUGUUCAUUCUCAACUACCAAGUAUCAGCUAUGAACCAACUAUCAUCUUUAAACUUUUCACUUCCAGCUUCACCUUUAAACUCUGACUUUUAA
Messenger RNA from Botrytis porri, 183 nucleotides. RefSeq lists its product as uncharacterized. Lineage: Eukaryota; Fungi; Ascomycota; Leotiomycetes; Helotiales; Sclerotiniaceae. The coding region runs from base 1 to 183 and encodes 60 amino acids. The transcript has a single exon. The record is from RefSeq and is a predicted model, not a curated record.